AUGCGGUUAGGGAUAUUCUUGCUAGCAGCAGCAGCUGCCAUUGACUUUCCUGCUCUUGCUUAUCCCUGGCAGGAGACUCCAUUGACACCUAGAUCCGCAAGCUUAAGAUCCCGGAGUGGGCACCAACGAAGGACCACCGAGAGCCAGGCGACUUGCAGCUACGACAAAGAAGUCAGCGUGAAGGCACCUCGCAAAAACGUUUUCCUCGGUUUGGAAGGCAGUGAAGUCGCUGCGGUGACCAAAUUUCUUCAUGACCAGCCAACACUUAAUCUAACCGCGGCAAGCAAUGCUACCAGCUGGGACAACAUAAUUGUGCUUGUUGAGCUAUUGCAGCCGAAUAAAUCAAAUGCGUUGCCGUACUUAAAUGAUAACGGACCUGCUCCGGAUCGCUAUGCUAGAGCUGGUAUACAAUUCAGGGCAACUGAAGAACCCUACGUCCAAGAUUUUAUGGUUGGGCCUCUCCCGGUUUCAAGUCGAACAACGGUGCAGCCGCUCAACUAUAUCUACAACAAGGGUAUAGGGAAACAACGGAUAUUCCAUACUGAUUUGGAAGAGGAGAUAAAGUUUUAUAAAAGAGUCGGUGCUAGUGUUGCUGAUAUUACUCGUGAUCUAUGGAAUGGCACCUUCAUGGGUUUGCAGAAUGAUACCCUUUUUAUGAAGGGUUUCGAGCCUCUUUGGAUCGAUGAUCGUUCCGUCGUAACGUGGUGCCAGUUCUGGAAUUACCCCACUGGCACACCUGAUGAUCGUGCCGCACUGCUUCCUCUUGGCUUAUACGUAAAAUUGAACAUAGCCGGAAGAGAUCCAGCUAAAUGGGCAGUACUCGGAUGGUUUUAUAAUGGCAUAUUUUACAAAAGUACCCAAGCGUUUCGGAGGGCUUACUUCUCUCCUGGAUUUGAGAAGCUUUAUGCAAACAUUGACGGAGCUUGGGCCCAGCUGAGUAGAGAUGGUGAGCCUUUUCGACAUGACACAAUCGCCGCUCCAUUGCAGGUUCAGCCAGAAGGGGCGCGAUUUGCUGUUGAUGUACCUGAAAAAUACGUUGAGUGGAUGGACUUUUCCUUUUAUAUCGGAUUCAGUAGAGAUACUGGGAUGCGACUCUUCGACAUUAGGUACAGAGGUGAGCGGAUAAUAUAUGAAUUGGGGCUUGAGGAAGCGCUCUCUCACUAUGCCUCAAAUGAUCCAAUGCAGUCGGGUGUUGCGUUCUUGGAUUCUUUUGAAGGGUUUGGCCGUGUGGCCUAUGAACUCGUGAAAGGCUACGACUGUCCAUUCCAUGCGAAAUUCCUAAACACUUCGUUCUUCACUGACGAGCAAACCCGCAUACAUAAGAAUAGCAUUUGCUUGUUUGAGAUGGACACUGGCCACCCCCUCCAGCGCUAUGCGUCGUCGCAUACUAUUAGUAUUACUAAAAACAUGGUCUUCACUGUCCGGAGCGUCAGCGCUGUAGGCAAUUAUGAUUUCAUUUUUGAUUACGAAUUCUACCUCGAUGGUUCGAUCCAUGUGACGGUUCGUCUUUCAGGAUAUAUCCAGGCGGCGUACUGGGCGCAUAAUGCCGAUUAUGGAGUCAGGAUUCGCGAGAGUCUUUCGGGGUCGAUGCAUGACCAUGUGAUCAAUUACAAAUUGGACAUGGACGUUAACGGCACCGCGAACAGUCUAAUGAAGGCGACUGUUAUUCCCACGAAAGAACAAUACCCGUGGUCAGACGGACAAUGGCGACAUACAAUGAAACUAGACAAGUCCUUCAUAACAAAUGAGCGACAUUCGAAGAUCAACUGGGAUCAAAACCAGGCCACUUCGUAUUUCAUUGUAAACAAAGAUGCACCAAAUAAAUAUGGAGAGUAUCGAGGGUAUCGGAUUGCUCCUGAUGAUUUUGCAGCGACAAGUGCGACAUCGUAUCUCACAGUGAAAAAUUCAGACAAUUUGAAGAAAAGCGGUGGCUGGGCUACGCACAAUCUUUAUGUUCUGAAAAACAAAGACACCGAGCUUCAUAGCCAUUCUCCAUAUAAUAACCUCGAUGCUGGAAAACCAGUCAUUGAUUUCAACAAAUACUUCAAUGGAGAGUCAUUGGAUCAAGAGGAUUUGGUUCUCUACUUUAAUUUGGGAAUGCACCAUGUCCCCGACACUAGCGAUUUGCCCAACACAGUGACAACAAAUGCCCAUUCUUCCCUGGCCAUUGUCCCCCAUAAUUACCUUCCUUCAAACCCCUCACGAGCUACUCGUCAGCAGGUCCGUGUGACGUUUGGAAACGAUAAACCAACGCAAGUGGAAACGUUUGGAAGUGGCCAGGCCAAAUGCAGUUUUGACAUGCAAAACGCGAUCCCCGACCUCUCGGAUUAUAAGGGUGAUGUUGUCAUUCCAAAAUACCCAUUCUACUUGCCUGGGAAUGCGACGUACGCGUCCUGA
Molecule: messenger RNA, 2397 nt
Organism: Ophidiomyces ophidiicola
Lineage: Eukaryota; Fungi; Ascomycota; Eurotiomycetes; Onygenales; Onygenaceae
Exons: 9
Coding region: 1-2397 (798 amino acids)
Biological process (GO): amine metabolic process
Cellular component (GO): plasma membrane
Molecular function (GO): copper ion binding; primary methylamine oxidase activity; quinone binding
Source: RefSeq, a predicted model, not a curated record